AUGUCGUCCCCGGAAAAGUUUUCGCCAGCGCCGGAAUCGAACUCAAAUCCGUCACUUCCCGAUGCUUUGAUAAUAAGCUGCAUCGCACGAGUCUCAAGAUUGUAUUAUCCGAUUCUCUCCUUUGUCUCCAAGAGCUUUCGAUCUCUCCUAGCUUCACCGGAGCUUUACAAGGAACGGUCACUCUUGAACCGCACCGAGGGUUGUCUAUAUGUAUGCUUAUACUUAAAUCCUUUUGAGAGCCCUAGCUGGUUUACUCUCUGCUUGAAACCUGAUCAAGCCCUAUCUUCUGAAACAAGUAAUAAGAAGAAGUCAAGUGGGUAUGUUUUGGCUACAGUAUCAAUUCCACAUCCUCGUCUUGUGCAACGUUCCAGUCUCGUGGCGGUUGGUUCUAAUAUCUACAACAUUGGCAGAUCCAUAUCACCUUACUCUAGUGUCUCGAUUUUUGAUUGCCGGUCUCACACGUGGCGCGAGGCUCCAAGCUUGCCAGUGGAGCUAGUUGAAGUUUCUGCUGGCGUCCUUGACGGAAAGAUAUAUGUAGCCGGAAGUUGCAAAGAUGGAGAUUCUCUUAACUUGAAGAACACUUUCGAGGUGUUCGACACAAAAACACAAGUUUGGGAUCAUGUACCUAUCCCUUACAACGAAACAAAACACAACAUUUACUCCAAAAGCUUAUGUAUUGACGAAAAGUGGUAUGUAGGGGCUAAGAGAAAGGUGGUUUCUUACAAUCCCAAGAAAGGUAUAUGGGACCUUGUUGAAUCAGAGAUGUGUAGUUAUAAGUCUUCAUAUGAUUAUUGUGAGAUAGAGAACGUUUUGUACUCUGUCGAAAAAACAUGGCGUGGCACUGUUUUCAGAUGGUAUGACACUGAGCUAGGACGGUGGAGAAAGUUGGAGGGUUUGAAUAUGCCUUAUAGUGGGACUGGUGACAGAGGCGGUAAGAAGAUGAUUUGGUGUGCGGUGAUUACGCUUGAAAGGCGCAAAAAUAGUGGAAUUUGGGGAAACGUUGAGUGGUUUGCUCAUGUGCUUACAGUUCCUAAAACAUUUGUUUUCCAAAAGUUUCUUGCUGCUACUGUCUAA
Messenger RNA from Arabidopsis thaliana (thale cress), 1074 nucleotides. Its product is annotated as Galactose oxidase/kelch repeat superfamily protein. The transcript is spliced from 2 exons. NCBI's taxonomy places the organism in Eukaryota, Viridiplantae, Streptophyta, Magnoliopsida, Brassicales, Brassicaceae. The record is from RefSeq and is marked reviewed. Bases 1 to 1074 code for a protein of 357 amino acids.